Messenger RNA from Linum tenue, 2324 nucleotides. The record is from the annotation of a GenBank genome assembly. NCBI's taxonomy places the organism in Eukaryota, Viridiplantae, Streptophyta, Magnoliopsida, Malpighiales, Linaceae.
UAACUUCACUCACCUCAACUCACUACUUUCUCAGUUUCUUUCUCCCACUCCCACACUCUCUCUUCUCUUUCAGUAAUGGGGGUUCCCAAACUUUACCCUCUCUGCACCCUUUCCCGCAUCUUCUUCCUCUCCGCCAUCGCCUUAGCCCACAUUUCUUCUGCUACCACGACGGAUGUUGAGCUUCUCAUAGGCAAGAUCAAACCUUUGCUCCAAGGUAACAACAAUGAAAACCUCUUGCUUUCAUCUUGGAACACCACCACGGUCCCGCUCUGUCAAUGGCGAGGUCUCAAAUGGGUUUUCUCCAAUGGCUCUCCGCUCUCUUGCUCAGAGGACCUCUCAGCUCCACAGUGGUCCAAUCUUUCCCUCUUCAAAGACCCUUCUCUCCACCUUUACUCCCUACAGCUCCCUUCAGCUAACCUCACUGGUUCACUCCCCAGAGAGCUUGGUGAGUUCUCAAUGCUUCAGGGUUUGUUUCUUAACUUCAACUCGCUCACUGGAACCAUCCCUCUCGAGCUCGGUUACAGCUCUUCACUCUCUCAUAUUGAUUUGGGUGGCAAUUUGUUGACUGGGUCUUUAGCUCCUUCAAUUUGGAACUUGUGUGAGAAAUUAGUGAUAAUUAGGGUUCAUGGCAAUUCGUUAUCUGGGUUGGUUCCAGACCCUGCUUCAUUAUUGCCGAAUUCCACUUGCGAGAAGCUGGAGGUGCUUGAUUUUGGUAGCAAUAGGUUUUCAGGGAAGUUCCCUGAAUUUGUGACCAAGUUUGGAGGGUUGAAGGAGCUUGAUCUUUCGAGUAAUGCAUUUGAAGGGCAGAUUCCUCAGGGCUUACAACACCUGGAAAAGUUGAAUCUUUCGCACAAUAACUUCAGUGGGAUGUUGCCUGCUACUUUUGAGGGCUCCAAGUUUGGGGUGGAGGCUUUUGAAGGGAACAGCCCUACACUUUGUGGGUAUCCCUUGAAAAGUUGCAGUGGAACUGCAACUUCUGGGGGUUUGAGCCCUGGCACCAUUGCUGGGAUCGUGAUCGGGUUGAUGACUGGAGUGGUGGUGUUGGCUUCACUGUUGAUUGGUUAUGUGCAGAACAAGAAGAGGAAAGGUAGGGGAGAUAGUGAGGAUGAACUGGAGGAAGGAGAAGAUGAUGAGGAAAAUGGUGGCGGCGGUGGUGGUGGAGAAGGGAAGCUGGUGUUGUUCCAAGGUGGCGAGCAUUUGACGCUCGACGAUGUGUUGAAUGCCACGGGACAAGUUAUGGAGAAGACAAGCUACGGGACCAUUUACAAGGCAAAGUUAAGUGAUGGAAGCACGAUUGCUCUGAGGCUUUUAAGAGAAGGGAGUUGUAAGGAUGGAAGUUCUUGUUCAUCUGUGAUCAAACAACUAGGGAAGAUAAGGAAUGAGAAUUUGAUUCCCUUGAGAGCUUUCUACCAAGGGAAAAGAGGUGAAAAGCUGCUUAUCUACGACUAUCUUCCACACCGUAAUCUCCACGAUCUCUUACAUGAGACUAAAGUGGGGAAGCCAAUGCUGAACUGGACCAAGCGACACAAGAUAGCGUUAUGCAUUGCCAGGGGACUGGCAUACCUUCAUACGGGUCUCGAGACGCCUAUUACCCAUGGCAACGUGAGGUCCAAAAACGUGCUGGUCGACGAUUUCUCUGUCGCUAGGCUCACCGAGUUUGGGCUCGACAAGCUGAUGGUCCCAACUGUAGCUGACGAGAUCGUAGCCCAAGCGAAAAUAGAUGGUUACAAAGCGCCGGAGCUUCAGAGGUCGAAGAAGUGCAAUUCCAGGACGGAUGUAUAUGCAUUCGGCAUACUUCUGCUGGAGAUCUUGAUUGGCAAGAAACCAGGGAAAAAUGGCAAGGACAGUGACUUUGUGGACCUUCCAUCGACGGUGAAGGAGGCAGUGCUGGAGGAAACAACGAUGGAAGUUUUCGAUAUCGACAUCCUGAAGGGUCUCAGAAAUCCCAUGGAGGAAGGUCUGCUGCAGGCGUUGAAGCUUGCAAUGGGGUGCUGCGCUCCAGUUCCUUCUGUCAGGCCAACCAUGGAUGAAGUGGUGAAGCAAUUGGAGGAGAACAGGCCUAGAAACCGAUCUGCCCUUUACAGCCCAUCUGAAACUAGGAGUGAAAUUGGUACACCAUUUUGAAGUGUUUUUUUGUUUUGUUUUGUUUUUGAAGUAUUUGUAUUGGUUCCUUUUCCAUUUGCAGUAGAUCAGUUCAUUGGACUGGUUUUCUUGUUUACUGAGAGUAGUUUGGCAAAUGGUUAUGACUUUGUAUUGUGGUUUUAAAUCUUCAUGUUAAUCUUAAUCAUUAAGGCUGUAGUUGAUACUCUUUUACAUGAUCAUCC